Pyrus x bretschneideri (Chinese white pear) is the source of this 792-nucleotide messenger RNA. RefSeq lists its product as uncharacterized. The record is from RefSeq and is a predicted model, not a curated record. The transcript is spliced from 3 exons. NCBI's taxonomy places the organism in Eukaryota, Viridiplantae, Streptophyta, Magnoliopsida, Rosales, Rosaceae. Bases 1 to 792 code for a protein of 263 amino acids.
AUGGAAAGUGAACAAAGUAGUCAACCAAAAGGAAGUAGAAGGGUUUGGAAACAACAUGAAGAAGAUGCAUUGCUCUCCAUACUUGAUGAGGCAGUUGUUAAGAAUUUGCGAUGUGAUAAUGGUUAUUUCAAACCUGGAACAAUGGCUCAGUUUGAAACAGCUAUUAAUUUGAAAUGUCCUAAUGACAAUAUAAAGGCAGUUCCACAUAUUGAGUCCAAAAUGAGGAGGUGGAAAAAAGAUUAUGCAAUAGUUUAUGACAUGGUUAAUAAAACUAGUUUUGCAUGGAAUGAUGUACAAAAGUGUAUUGAGGUUGAUAGCACUGAAGUAUGGCAAUCCUAUGUAAAGGUUAACAAAGAAGCAGAAGGCUGGCUAGGAAAAUCGUUUCCAUUGUAUGACAGAUUGAAUGUUAUUUUUGGGAAAGACCGAGCAACCGGAAUAGGAGCUGCAACUCCUACUGAGAUGAUGAAUGAGCCUGAGCACAUUAAUGAAGAUGAAGAUGAGGCGGAGACUAGUUCUCCCUCUUUUGCUCGACGGUCCAGUAGUUCAAAAAUGCUUUCUGAAUCAGUUGAUAAGUUGGGUGAAGUUUUACAAGUUGCUUUUGGAAAAGGAGUGGAUCCAAAACCUGAGAUUGUUUCAGAAUUGUCAAAGAUGGAUUUGUCUAUUGAGGAUCAAAUCAUGGCACUAAAUAUCCUUUUCGAAAAGCCACAGAAUGAGAGGACAUUCUCGUCUUUGGAUGGUGCAAUGAAAAAAGCCCUUGUACUCAUGUUACUUGGACAAAGUAACCCCAAUUGA